Molecule: messenger RNA, 1869 nt
Organism: Aureobasidium subglaciale EXF-2481
Lineage: Eukaryota; Fungi; Ascomycota; Dothideomycetes; Dothideales; Saccotheciaceae
Exons: 2
Coding region: 1-1869 (622 amino acids)
Cellular component (GO): nucleus; cytoplasm
Molecular function (GO): mRNA binding
Source: RefSeq, a predicted model, not a curated record
AUGAGUCUUCAACAACCGGACAUGUAUUACGACAACCAGCCUGCAAGUCGCUCGCCGCAUGCGCAGCGUCAUCAGCCCCAGUUGCAUCGCCAGUCGUCGCGCCAAUUCGACUCGUACGCUCACCUCCCUUCGGGCCUCUACGGCGCCGAAGAGCAGCAACAGCAGCGUUUCGACGCUCCUCGCUAUAAUGACAGAAUGGGCGCCCCUCCCAACAUGCACCAAAACAUGAAUCAAAACAUGAACCAGAACAUGAACCAAAACUAUGGUGGUGGUUACGAUAUGGGUGCUCAAAACUGGAACAGCGCUGCCUUUGGAAACAACACCAUCGGCGCUCUGGGUGCCUCCCAGCGCAGGCGCGGCCCGCAACAGGCCCCGAGAAACGGUCUUCCUUCGGCCUGGCUCGACCAGCCCCAACCCAUGCCUCAAGUCUCCCCAUACCUUGGUCUUGGUGGAGGUGUCAUGGGUGCGCCGUCAAUCAGAUCGGACCAACUUGGCUCUGAGCCCGACGAGGAGCUCAUUCCCACCGCCAUUGUCAUCAAGAACAUUCCGUUCGCUGUCAAGAAAGAGCAAUUGGUUCAGUUGAUGACCGAUAUGGGUCUGCCCCUCCCUUAUGCCUUCAACUACCAUUUCGACAAUGGUGUUUUCCGCGGUCUGGCUUUCGCCAACUUCACCUCGCCCGAUGAAACGGCCGCCGUCAUCGAUGCCAUGAACCACUUUGAGCUCCAGGGCAGGAAGUUGAGAGUCGAGUACAAGAAGAUGCUCCCCGCAGCUGAGCGCGAGAGGAUUGAAAGAGAGAAGCGCGAGCGCCGUGGCCAGCUCGAAGAGCAACACCGUCCCAUGGCCAACCAGACUCUUCAGACCCAGACAUCCAUGUCUUCACUCACUGGACACAUGCCUCCAGCCUCUCCUUCGCCUGUCUUGGCUGGAAACGUUGGACUUGCUGUUGAUCUUAACAACCCCGACACGCUCAAGGUCUACUCGGACCUGCUCAUUUUCAAGGAGGACAAGAACAGAGAUCUGUUCAUCUUUCCCUCAAACUUGAGCCCUCCUCAGAGGCGUGUCAUCCACACCAUUUCCCACCACAUGGGUCUUGCCCACAUCUCAAAGGGACAGGCCGACCAGCGCGCUGUUCACGUCUACAAGGAUGCCCCUCGUCAGAGACUCAGUCCACCAAUGCCUCAGAUUCAGGCCAUCCAGCAAGGUGAGACACAGAGAAGAGGCCUCAACCGCGCUGCGACUACCGACUUCACCGAUGUUCGCAACCAAGAUGCUUUCUAUAACGGAGCUGGUGUUCGCCACCAGCAAUCUGGUUACCUUGCUGGUUUCCAGGACGCCCCUAGCAACCUUGCCGCAGGUCCUAACCUCCGUGCUGCCAAGUCAUUCGCUGACCUGCGCUCUUACACUCCUUCCCCCGUCCCUUCAACCGCCAGUUUCCCUGCCACCCUGGGUAACAACGUCUCUCGUUUUGCCGAAUACGCUCGUGAGAAUGGUGGCACACCUGCCAUCACCCCCACUGGUACUGCCGCUCCCAUUGGUACCCGUGGAGACGAGAACAUGCUCGUUAACGGACUCGGAAACAUGAACAUUGGUGGCCCCGCCGGUUUCGCCAGCAGCCCUCGUGGUCUGCGCGGCAUGAUGUCCUGGGACCGCGAAAGCAACCCAGGACCCAUUGGUGGCCACCGCUCCUUCAGCACUAACAACACCGGCUAUGACGAGCAGCCUCGCGACCGCAACCAGGGCGCACCCUCUCGCCAGCCUCGUGGUCCUAUGCCCGAGCGUGGCUCCGGCUUCCCUCGUCGCAAUGGACACAUGGCUCGCGGCAGCGAUGAACUGUCCCAACAAUCCGGUGUCGAAAUCACUGUCGAGUAG